CAAAAUGAGCGGACUGAAAAAGUCCCCUGAAGAACUCAAAGCCAUUUUUCAAAGAUAUGCAGCCAAAGAGGGCGAUCCUGACCAGCUAUGUAAGGAUGAACUGAAAAUGCUCAUUCAAGCAGAAUUCCCCCAUUUAUUGAAGGGGCCAAGCAGUAUCGAUGACCUUUUUAAAGAGAUGGACAAGAAUGGUGAUGGAGAAGUCAGUUUUGAGGAAUUCACGAGUCUGAUGAAAAAGAUAUCCCAGUGAGGUCAUCCCCGGGAACCACGGGGCAGAAGAUACCAAGAGACAGAGCUCUGCUCUUGCCAUGAGUCAUACAAAACCUGAGCAGCUACUACGAAGCACGAGUCCUUAUUCUUCGGUCAGUCAGGAAAUCAUGAUUAAAAAGUAUUUCUA
Monodelphis domestica (gray short-tailed opossum) is the source of this 394-nucleotide messenger RNA. RefSeq names its product S100 calcium binding protein G (gene S100G). Lineage: Eukaryota; Metazoa; Chordata; Mammalia; Didelphimorphia; Didelphidae. Gene Ontology annotation, cellular component: cytoplasm. Gene Ontology annotation, molecular function: calcium ion binding; transition metal ion binding; calcium-dependent protein binding. The record is from RefSeq and is a predicted model, not a curated record.